Momordica charantia (bitter melon) is the source of this 1222-nucleotide messenger RNA. Its product is annotated as Polynucleotidyl transferase, ribonuclease H-like superfamily protein. Lineage: Eukaryota; Viridiplantae; Streptophyta; Magnoliopsida; Cucurbitales; Cucurbitaceae. The record is from RefSeq and is a predicted model, not a curated record. Gene Ontology annotation, molecular function: 3'-5'-RNA exonuclease activity; nucleic acid binding.
UUUGCCAAAAUAUAAAUAUAUGCUGCUGAAUUCGACCACGCCAGCGUCGGUCGUCUUCUCCGGCUCCGGUAGACCGUCGGCGUCACUUGCCACUCACGUCCAGUAGCCAUUUCAUUUCAAUCCAAUGUUUCUGAGAGCUCCGCUGCUUAAGGUUUCAUCAUUUUACUCGAUCCCAUGUUAUCCUCUGGUUCCCUUAUCUCUCUAUUCCUCGGUUUUUUCUUCUUCUCGCACACCAUUUCCUAUCCGAUGCCACGCAUCUCUCCCCGCAGCCCACGAACCAUCUUCUUCAGCUCCUCCGCCUCACUCCCCCGAGGCGGCUGAUAAUCGCUGGAGGCCCAUGUGUUUGUAUUACACGCAGGGCAAAUGCACAAUGAUGGAUGACCCACUCCACCUAAAGAAGUUCAAUCAUGAUAUCUCCAGGGUGCUUCAAGUAAAUGCUAGGUCAAACCAUACGCGAACUCAGAGUCAGGAUAUUGAUUUUUUUCUGGUACUUGAUUUGGAGGGUAAAGUUGAAAUUAUUGAGUUUCCAGUCAUAUUAGUCAGUGCCAAGACAUUGGGUGUGACAGGUUUUUUCCACAGGUUUGUUAGGCCAUCAAACAUGAGUGAACGAAGGAUCAAUGAAUACAUUGAAGGAAAAUAUGGAAAAUUUGGAGUUGAUCGUGUCUGGCAUGACACAGCCAUAUCAUACAAGGAAGUUAUUCAACAGUUCGAAGAUUGGCUAGUUGAGCAUCAGCUAUGGAAGAAGGAACUGGGUGGGUGUCUUGAUCGAGCAGCAUUUGUGACAUGUGGCAACUGGGAUAUAAAAACUCAGGUUCCACAUCAAUGCAGCGUGUCGAAUAUAGAACUUCCCAACUAUUUUAUGGAGUGGAUCAACAUUAAAGAUGUCUAUCUCAACUUUUACCAAAAGAAGGCGACAGGAAUGACGACGAUGAUGAGACAACUCGAAAUACCCUUGUUAGGAAGCCAUCAUCUUGGUAUAGAUGACACAAAGAACAUUGUGAGAGUUCUACAGAGAAUGGUUGCUGAUGGUGCACGUUUGCAGAUCACAGCACGUAGGAAUCCUAAUUCUCCUCAGCAUGUUAAAUUUCUUUUUGAGAACCGUAUUUAAUGGUUUUUUGAUUAAUAUUUGUCUGGAUGAUCUAUGGAUUAUAAACUAUAGGAGAUCUCAUCUUUCUGUGAAAUUAUGAACUUGUUAAGAUGUAUUUUUUUAGUCAGUUAUGUU